AAAUUUGUUCAAGAACAAAUAUGACCCAGCUUUGUUUAUUUUGAGAAAAAUUACACACACAGAGGAACUGAAGAACCAAAGAAAAGUACUCUUUUUGGAUCAAUUUGCUGAUCAUUUGUUAUAAAUUUACAAAUAUAUUUAGAGUAGACUUAUAGUUUGAAGUAUAAAAACUUGGCAGUACAUGGAUCUGUGAAACAGUGAUGUCAUCCAAUGGAAUUCUUUCCUUACACUUUAAUCAGGAUCAUGGUUGUUUUACAGUUUCAACAGAGUCUGGUUUGAGAAUUUACAAUGUUGAACCAUUAACACAAAAGCUCUAUUUGGGCCAUGAACAAGUUGGUAGUGUUGCACAUGUUGAAAUGUUAUAUAGAACAAACCUCCUGGCGAUCAUAGGAGGAGGUAGUCUCCCAAGGUUUGAUGAAAAAGCAGUUUUAAUAUGGGAUGAAUCACAGAAAGAUGUACAGAAGAAAGCAGUCAUGGAUAUCACUUUCUCACAACCUGUUGUUAAUGUUAAAAUGAAAACAGACAGGUUAAUAGUGGUUCUGAGGAACCAAGUUCAUGUGUUUACUUUCCCUAACAAUCCUCAUAAACUGGAUUCUUUUGAUACCAGAGAUAAUCCUAAAGGUCUGUGUGAAGUUAGUUCAUUAGGACAGACCCUAGCAUUUCCUGGACCAAAAUGUGGAAGUGUUCAAAUUGUGAAUCUAGACACAGCCCAGCCAGGUCAGUCUACAGCACCUGUGAUAAUCAGUACCCAUCAGACAGAACUGGCAUGUUUAGCUCUCAAUCAGAGAGGUACUUUAUUGGCAACAGCUUCCAAAAAGGGUACAUUGAUCAGAGUGUUUGAUAUCAAUACCAAGAAGAAGAUAGCUGAGUUCAGGAGAGGAGCUGAUCCUGCCGUAGUAUACUGUAUAAAUUUCAGUCAUGAUUCAGAGUUUCUUUGUGCAUCAAGUGAUAAAGGAACUGUACAUAUAUUUGCUGUUCAAGACAUGGAGCUCAAUAGAAGAUCAACAUUUAAGACGAUGGGUUUUCUGGGGACAUAUGUGGAAUCACAAUGGGGGUUGGCUAACUUCACUGUAGCUGCUGAAUGUGCAUGUAUUUGUGCAUUUGGGCCGAGCCAUUCUGUGAUAGCAAUUUGUGUUGACGGGACAUUUCAUAAAUAUGUGUUCACGACAGGCGGUAAUUGUAACAGAGAGGCUUAUGACAAUUUCCUGGAGAUGGGAGACGAUUUGGAAUAGUCUAUUGUUGUUAAUGCAGUCAGAUUUUAUGUUUAUGAAUAUGUGAUUUGUUAUAUUAAUUUUUCCUAAACUGUUAUUUCUUUAUGUAGAAGAUUGUUAUCUGACUUGUAAUGCUACAUGAGCUAUUGUUAUCACAAUUUUACCCCUUAUAUGAAAUAUAGUUUAGAGGUGUAAAGGUCUAUAGGAAACCUAUCUGUUUGUAAAUUAUAAAAGUUAAAAUUUCUGGUAUUUGAACAACAUAUGAAGAUCAUACAUGUUGAAGGGGGGAUGACUUAACAUCAUUUGAAAGAUAAAGGAGUAGGUUCAGUAAGAUCCCUUUUUGGCCCCAAAAUGUAGCAGUUUUACAAAAUUGUAAAAUUGUAAUCUUUUAGCUAUUUAUUGGAAAGUAGAAUGCUGCUGCUACAUAAGUUCAGGCAGUUUUGACAAUACAAUGCACAUAUAUCAGCUGCUAGCAUCAUUAAGUCAUGCUAAAUUUCUGAAAUCUUCCCAAUUUUGGCAUUUUAGUUAAAUUUUAUACAGUUUCCGUCUUAAACAAAAGUGGUCACAUUCGUGUUCAUUCAUAAUAUUGAAAUGUAAGUUGUAUUUGAUGAUAAUACAUAACAUAUAUAAAGGUUGAGGAUGAACACGGAUGUGGCCACUUUCAUUUUUGACAAAAAACAUCUGCAAAGUUAUGUUUUAUGGCAUAUUUGAUAGAUUUUUCAUAUUUAAGCUUGAAUCAGAGCAUUUUUAAUGACACAAUCAGUUAAAAUGUUUCACAAAAACUAAUCAAAUCAAUUGAAAUAGACACUUAAGUGUUUAAAAAGUGUCCAAAAUCUUCCGUUAGUUGAACUUGAAAUUUGAGGCCAAAAUCGGCCCUAACUCAUGUAACUGGACCUACUCCUUUGAAUGGGAAGUGAUAAUUUUUCAGCUUGGUCAAAGUUCUUUUAUUUAGGGCUUUUCUAUUUAAAUUGAAGUUAAAGGGUAGGAGAUACUUCUAAAGUCUUCCCACAAUCAGCAUACCUUCAGUGAGAAAAUUUGCAUAGUAUUACAUAAAAUUGACACACAACCAUAAAUGACCCACAUCUCAUGUCCAAAAAUAAAAUUUCCCUUCCUACCCUAAAAUAUUUAUAUAAAUGGAAUAGCCAUCAUUAUUACUAUUGUUUCCCAUUUUCCCAGCAAUAUGUUUUCAGUUUGAAUCAGUGUUGAUAUGUAUUCCUUAGUAUUUAUUUUAUACAAAUAAUGAAUUGCUUUAAAGGAAUAAUUUAUUACUUGCAUACAUGUUGCAUUUAAACUUGAGGCUAGUUAUUAUUUGACCUUGAUGAUUGUAUAUUGACCUUUAGAUUAUGUAAUUUGCAUUCAAUAUUUGGUUGCUUUGUCAUUUUUUCAACAAUAUUUAUCUCACAUUUAUUCUCAUC
Mytilus trossulus (common blue mussel) is the source of this 2626-nucleotide messenger RNA. Its product is annotated as WD repeat domain phosphoinositide-interacting protein 4-like. The coding region runs from base 201 to 1232 and encodes 343 amino acids. Gene Ontology annotation, biological process: protein localization to phagophore assembly site; protein lipidation; autophagy of mitochondrion. The transcript has 12 exons. The record is from RefSeq and is a predicted model, not a curated record. Lineage: Eukaryota; Metazoa; Mollusca; Bivalvia; Mytilida; Mytilidae. Gene Ontology annotation, molecular function: phosphatidylinositol-3,5-bisphosphate binding; protein binding; phosphatidylinositol-3-phosphate binding. Gene Ontology annotation, cellular component: extrinsic component of membrane; phagophore assembly site membrane; cytosol.